GCGAGACUGCCAAACACGAGAUUUACAACGCAAACACAUAAACAUCCGGUUUGCUCAAACUCGAGGCAAUGUGUCACUCUCAUAUUUCCUUUAUGGAAUUACGUUCUGUGAACAUGUAACGAACCUAAGUAUAGAACCCAGGAAGAUGUUGGUCUGACUUCAAAGGGCAAUGACAUGCCAAUUUGACACUCUUGACUCACUGAGAUGAUCCGUCAGCUGUCUGAUGAGGUACAGUCCCAUCUGCGUUCUGGUGUAGCCAUUACAAGCCUCACACAAUGUGUAGAGGAGCUUGUCAUGAAUGCUUUAGAUGCUGGUGCCUCAUGCAUAGCAGUCAGGGUGGACCUACCAUGCUUCAAGAUACAGGCAGUGGACAAUGGUCAAGGCAUUAGCAGAGACCAGCUGGAGAAAGUUGGUGAAAGGUACUCCACCAGCAAGUGUCAUGAGCUUGAAGACUUGAACAACCUUCAGUAUUUUGGCUACCGAGGUGAGGCUAUUGCAAGCAUCCGAGACACAGCCGCUGUACUGGAGAUCAACAGUCGGACCAGUAGGUCCCAUCAGACGUACUGUAAGAUGUUCCAGAAAGGCGUUGCACAGGCUGUGUCAGAGUCUGUUAUUCCUCGACCGUCCAUUGGUACCACCGUGACAGCCCAUGACUUGUUCUAUAGUCUCCCGGUGAGGAAGAAAAACAUGAAUGAAGCUUUGGAACUGGAGAGGAUUCGCUACAGAGUCGAAGGAAUAGCUUUGAUCCACCCAUCUGUAAGCUUCAGUCUCAGAAAUGAUAUUACCGGGAACAUACUUUUACAGACACAGAAAAGUAGCAGCAUGCUGAAAGCCUUCAUGCAUCUGUUUGGUACUGGGAAGUCGAAAUGUUUGAGAGAGGUAUCACUCCAGAAGGACUGUUUUGAUGUGGAAGGGUUUAUUGGGAAAGAAGGUCACAGCAGUAAGAGCCUGCAGUUUGUCUAUGUGAACGGUAGAUUGGUUCUGAAGACGAAAGUACACAAAAUUUUGAACCAUGUAUUACGAAGGUCUCUUGUAUUAAAGAGAAAAGGAUCCAACAAUGAGGACAGUUCGGGUACAACACAAACAGCUGGUCCCCAGACUUCAAGUCCACUGAAACAAGGAGAUAAGUAUGCCAUGUUUGUUAUCAAUGUGAAGUGUCCACUUGAUGCAUAUGAUAUCACCUUUGACCCAGCAAAGACAUUAGUAGAGUUCAAAGAUUGGACAGUUUUGACCGAUGGUAUAGACGGAAUGGUUAUGGAGUUCCUGAAGAAAGAGAAUCUGGUUUCCGUGUCGGACCUGUCUGUAGUUUCUCCCGUCACAUUACCAGAUGAGAGCUGUCAAACUGAGGCUCUGAAGGUCCCAGACAGCAGGGACAGGGCACAGCAGGGAGGUGCAGAUCCCCAAGAAACAGAGUUAGGGAUAAAUCAAACCACUGAUGCAUCAGAUCCUGAAGCCACAGUUAAAGACUACACAGAGAAUAUUUCUACACUCAAUACAUCUAACUGCCUCUUCUCUAAGAGAGUGAGGAGACAUCGGGAUGUUAUGGCAAUUCGAAAGAAUCAGUUUUUUCAAGAGGAGAGUUUGAAAAACCAAAAGGAUGGUGACUUGAAUUCUGAAAAUACUUUAGAAUUAGUAACUGAAGUCAAUGUGAUAACGGGGACUCCUCUGUUACAUGCUCAAAACAGUAGUGACAGGGAUACCUCUGACAAAAAUGACAUUUGUACAGAAAAAUCUGCUCAAACACCAGCUCAAAUACCAGUUCCUGGAAAACUUCAGAAGCCACCUGAAAAAAAAUUAACUCUGCAUUCUUCUGAGUCAAUCUAUGAUGCUAAACCCGAGACUAAACCCGUCGAUUUGCUGACCGGGACAGUCACAGGAAGCCAAUGUGUUGAUGGGAAUGAAGCAGAGGACGAAGACAUUUUUGAGGAAUCAAUGCAGCUACCUGAGUCCUUGCCUGAGAACACCACAGCCUCAAAUCCAUGGGAUGACAGUGAAGAUCCAUUACCCAGUACUUUAAGAGCCUCGCUGACAAAGAUGAAGUCUAAGACCUCUGUUCAAGAUCAAGUGUUAGGCUGGUCUAAUGUAGAAACCCACAGGAAAGCUCUUAUAUGUCUCCCAGACUCCCCUCCUAGUGCUUCCACUUCUGGAAUACACAAGCUUCAGAACCUUCGUUUCAUCUCACCGAAAUCCAAGUCAUCAGCUGCUGAGAAGAUGUGCAAGAGACUUGGAAUUCCUUCUCUCAGUAGGGUCCAUGAAACCAGGUCUGAUGAAGGACAUGCUCAGAAAUCUGCAGCUCAGAAGAUCAGUGAAAGACUUGUUCUAAAUGCAAAGUCUGCUGCAGGAAAGAAAAUCAUCAGUGCCAAGUUACAAAAGUUUAAGAAUACAACUGGAGCUUUGAGUGAUCAAGCAUCAAAGCCUUCAGAACCUUCUGUUGGGGAAGGUUCUGGAGAAACAGGAGGACCUGAAACUAGCAUUGUAUCAGCAAUAUCUGCUAUGACUAAAGUAUGUCAUGAUAAUGUUCCUAGCAGCUUCACUCAGCUUAGAAAGUCCCACAGGACAAUCAUCUUGCCUUCACAUGAAACCUGUCCUGCCCUUUAUUAUGCAGAACAGAUAGCUGAUAAACAUGCAUUUGUAACUGAUGUACGUUCAUCAUCAUCAGAGUUAUCAAUUUCUGCCCCUCAAGACAAACCAGUGCUAUCAACAUCUGCCAUUCAACACAAACCACUACCAUCAGUGUCAAAGUCAGCUGCAGAACAGUUUGUUAAUGAAAGGAACCCAGUAGUGCCCACUGUUGCUGAUAUCGAAUAUCUCACAUCCAGGUCAGAGUAUUCAGCCAGGAAAAGAUUUAAUCCUUUUGCGUUAUCAACUUCAGCAAAGCUAUCAAAGUUAGCCAAAAGGAGCUGUGUUGAUGAUUCUAGUGUGAAAACCUCCAGCAAUAAAGAGUUCCUGUCAUCUUCAUCUUUCGUUGAAACACCUGCAUCGGUUUUCAAAAACAGUGAGAACAUCAUCUCAGACAAAACUGAAAACAAAGUCGAAGCCCUGGUUGAUACAGCAAUUCCUGAACAGUUGGAUCUUCCAACAUUUCAUGCUGAUGUUGAUGCUAACGGAAGUAACCUUGUCACAUCAAGUGGUGAAAAAUCAUUUGAGAGUUCUGAUUUACACCAGAAUGUAGCAUGCGAGAGAGGGAGAGCUGGUAGGACAUUACUGCCAUUCACGUCCUACUCCGACAGAGUGUGUGACCGAGUUGACGACAGUGCUAUGCCAGACUAUUUAGAUGUAUCAGAGACAGAGAGUGUAGACUCGGUCAUUCUGCCACAUGUGGACAUUUGUUCACCUGAGGUGUCUGAUCAGGAAGGUGGAUCCCCUCCGUCGUAUUGCACGCAGAGCUUUCAGCCAACUGGUCUGUCUUCACAAGGCUUUACACUAGAUGUGAAAGCAAAUGAUGAGGACUGUCAAAGUGGGGGAUUCUCACCCAAUGUUGAUAGAAUUACACCCAUGACAGGAUCACCCUCUAGCCCAUCUGACAAAACGGAAAAUGUGCAUGAAAUGCUGUCUGGUUUGACGGAUGAUGGUUCUGUAACUGGUGAAGAAGAGGAUGAAGUUACUGACCCAGACUUGCCUGAUUCAUCCCUUUCUCUUGUCCUUCCGUUUGGUACUUCAUGCUGGAAUAAGGAGAAGAAAAGUGGAGAUUCUGAAAGUGAAUUGACUCUUGCUGGUACAUGUACAAUCACUAGUACAAAGCCAUCAUAUCUCUAUAGGAAGAAGGAAGACGAUUUUGCAACAGAGUCACCUUCGCUCUCCCUGCCGCAUUCUACAUUUGAGGAUUGUCCAGAUUUUAACUCCUUAACAUGUGGUCAGCGCAGCCCCCUUCAAGCAGAUUCAACCCAGUUAACCAAUACAGAUGAUUCUUUCCCAUUAAGAAAGUUACUGCUUGGGGACUCGCAGGAUAAUGAAAUUCAGAUUUACGGCAGAGCUUAUAGUGAUGAUGUCAAUGAAACUGUUGGGCCAGACAAAAAGCCAAAAAGCCCCUGUCAACAAAGCCAGUCAAAUGUGAAUAAUUCAAAUAUUGAUGUGACUCCUGGGGAAGACAUCUUGAACAAUUUGAAUGAAAUAGACAAAAGUCUUGCAAAGGAGUUUGAUAAUGAAAUGUCAGAUGAUUUUGUGGAGUCAAGGGAGAUAACUCUGGGUGGCAUUCAUGAAGGGGCUUGUUCGUCAAGUCAGUGUGAUAGGGAACAAAACUGUGAUUCCAGUUGUGGACCAGUGUCUGAUGUGACCAUUGGAAGUAGGGACCUUGGAUCUAGUUGUUCCAUGUCUGGAGAUACCGAUGAUCAGCCAUCAUGUAGCUCUUCCGGGAUGCACAUCCAGACAGUGCGAAAACCAACAUGGUCCAAUAUGAAAGAUCCCAAGACAGGUAAGAAGAUCUAUGUGAAUAGUCUUACCGGGAACACAAUGUUCGAGGACCAGUGGAAACAGUGUGGAUACGAAAGUGAUGGCGAUAUUGAUGAAGGAACAGGAACCUUGAUUGUGAGAGAUGACCCCGUACCCCUGUCUCCAUCUGGCAAACAGAAACUGCAGAACUUGUUGGACUGCCAUCUGGUGGCAGAAACCAGUGAUGAUCAGGUCAAGUGGCGAAAACCCCCAUCAACUGGAAAGGACAAGGCUCAACAAGAUGAGCAGCAUUCACUGGAAGAUCUGUUUUCUUCCUGGAAUAACCCUGUGAUGGAAGUUCCACAGCAGUCGUGUUUAACAGCUGAGGUGGCUCAUAUGAGUAGAGCAGGAACUAGGUCCUUCAAGUCUCUCUACCCUACCAAGUUCACCAAGACCAUGCUGAAGAGCUUCCAGGUCCUGGGUCAAGUCGACAACAAGUUCAUUGCCUGUGUCCUCAAGACUGAAGAACAGAAUACUUCAAAAGCUCCAGAUCUGAUCGUGUUGUUCGACCAACAUGCAGCUCAUGAGAGAGUACGUCUUGAACAGCUGACAGAAGAUAUCUAUGUGAACAGUGCUGACGUGACUGACUGCUCAAUCAAACCCAGCCAGGUGUCGCCUCCUAGGACCUUGACCUUCACAGAGGAGAAUGUUCGUCUGAUCAAAUCUUUCAGGGAUGAAUUCAAGAGGAUAGGUGUAACUUUUACCAUCAACGGCUCGUCCCGGGAUUCGCUCAACAUCCACUCCAUCCCUGCAUGUCUGGUUGAGAGAGAGGCAAAUGAAGUUCGCAGAGGGAGAGAAUCGGUUGUCAUGGACAUUGUAGAGAGCCUUAUCAAAGACCAUCUGGAGGUGCUGAAGAUGAUGAGAGGAGCUCGGAGUCGACUGCCACAAGCCAUUCACAAGGUGCUGUGCUCUCAGGCCUGUCAUGGGGCUAUCAAGUUUGGAGACAGCUUGACUUUGUCCCAGUGUAGAGAACUCCUGGAGUCGCUGUCGCAGUGUGACCUUCCGUUCCAGUGUGCACAUGGUCGACCGUCUGUCAUGCCUCUACUCAGCCUACAGCAGCUUCAAGCUAAAGUCCCACCAGAGAAAACCAAACGUCCAAGCUUGUGGAAAAUAUCCAGGCAUCUCUCCAUCCAUCAAUGAACUGAGGAAGACUUGUUUAUUUGAUAUUAAUUUUAUCUUGCAAAAAAUAAGCUUGCUGCAAUCAAUCUGUGAUAACUAUUUUGAGGAUUUUAUUUUACCUUUGUUCAGUGUUAGUGAUUUGAUUUGUCAUUCAUGUCACCAGAAUCUAAUGGCCUGAUGAUUACUAGAACUCUGUGAUAAGCUGUUGAAAAUGCAUUAUGAUUUUUAUGAAUGCACUUCUGAUUAAAGAAACUAUACACAGGA
Molecule: messenger RNA, 5811 nt
Organism: Haliotis rufescens (red abalone)
Lineage: Eukaryota; Metazoa; Mollusca; Gastropoda; Lepetellida; Haliotidae
Product: DNA mismatch repair protein Mlh3-like
Exons: 15
Coding region: 205-5568 (1787 amino acids)
Biological process (GO): mismatch repair
Cellular component (GO): mismatch repair complex
Molecular function (GO): ATP-dependent DNA damage sensor activity; ATP hydrolysis activity; ATP binding
Source: RefSeq, a predicted model, not a curated record